Molecule: messenger RNA, 5374 nt
Organism: Taeniopygia guttata (zebra finch)
Lineage: Eukaryota; Metazoa; Chordata; Aves; Passeriformes; Estrildidae
Source: RefSeq, a predicted model, not a curated record
UUGAACAUUGCUAUUUGAUUGUUAGACUAAUUUUAUAAUGGUACUAGAGGUUUUAUUAUUAGACUAAAUAUUCCUGGAACUAUUUUCUUGCACAGGGUCCAAUUCACAUAUAAGAGUCCAGACACACUUUCUUAAACCCUUAAAAAAAGUGAAUACAUGCAAACUACCUUUAGAAAUUAGCCCUGGCCUGAACUAACCUCUGGACUAUGUCCAGGAGCUGUUCAGGACAUUACUUGUAAAUCCUGGCUGAACUAGUGCUGGGAACAGUUGUUCCUGGACACGUUCCAGUGCUGGGGAGCCUUCCAGUGCUGUACUUUCUCCAGCUUAUACCAUAGCAGAACACAAACAGCUCUUGGCACAUCUAUUGCCUUUGACACAGUUAAUGAUUACCCUUUGGCCAAAGACUCACCUGGGAAGCUUUUUGCAGUUAGUCAGGACAAAAAAAGUAAAGUUCUAAAAGAGGCUGAAUUCAUGCUGGACACACUUGUAAACCAUCUUUGUAUUUUUCCCAGUAUGCAGGAGUGGUCAGAGUGUAAAUACUCACAAUAACUUGCUAAAAGAGCAAUGGGAUUGUAACAGACUGCACUGGUUUAUAGAACCUUGCACAGCAACUCUCCUCCUGGGCAAAAUUGCCAGGGAGGCAUAGUUUGGCUCCAGUCCACCAAAACUCAGCCAUAAGCUAUGAACAGCCAUUCAGUGGCUCAAGCUGAGGAAGGGAAGUGUGAAGUAUAAUAAAGACAGCAUCAAGACGCUCAAGAGAUGGCAUGGGGGUCAAGUUAAGAAGAACCAAAACAAACUGCUCAAUUUUUUUUCUGCUUUCUCCUGGAAAGGAAUAUCUGAUUCAAGAAAGGUGUUACAGACAGAACUCUGAUGAAGUAGUCCAGGCUACAAUGUAAAAUCACAGAAUCACAGAAUGAUCAAGGUUGAAAAAGAGCUCCAAGUCUAACCCUUGACCUAACACCACCACCUUUUCAACAAAGCCAUGCAACUCAGUGACACAUCCAGUAAUUUCUUGAACACUUCCAGGGAUGGUGAGCCACUGCUCAUACAGCUUACAAAUGGAUGAGUUAAAACUAAUUUAGCCACUGUUUGGGCAGCCUGAAGGUACUGGUCAGGUGUUACUGUAAUACCACCUUCACAUCACCUAGAACUUCACCAGACAUGCCAUUACAACAGCAUGUAAAUCCCCUCAUCAAAAUUAAUCAGGAACACUGACACACACCUUGCAUCACAAAUACGUGGGACAUGGAAGGAUGAUGCUUCAGAAGGUUACUCAAGGUGGGAGGUGGUACCCAAGUAGAGUACAUUUGAUGAAUAGACAAUUUCAGAUCAUGCUGAACUGGGACUACCCAUGUACUGGAUGUGCUUCUUUUAGCCUACAUAGAAUAAGUAAAUUAAGUCCUUUACUUAGUGGAAGAUUUGUAACAUGCAUGUCCUGUUCCCAAGGUACUGAAAAAGCUGACAAGGACUGAGCCAAUGCCAGUAUGUAGUUCUAGAGACAAAAUUCUGCAGCUGAGCCCUGCCUCACACAUGCUCUGACUAAACUGUUAAAAAACUUGGGUUUUUUCACCCAAUGAUUUGAAAGGGAAAAUAAUAUGCCUUUCUAGUGAGAAUCACUGGGUAAAAGUGGGCAAGUCUGAGUGUCGACGGAAAAGCAAAGACAUUAAAAUUUGAAGUCUGUAAAUUAGUUUCCUGUUGGUGGAUCUGAGCACAUACACUAGCAAGAAAAAAAAAAACCAAACAAAAAAAAACCCCCACAAAACAAACAAAGAAACAAACAAACCACACAAAACAAAGCAAACCCAUCCUACAAUUUUGGUUCAAUGGUAGCAGGGUUAAGAAUAGUUCUUCCUUUAACAGACUUACUACUAAGGAUCCUCCAUCACUCCUUAGAAGCCUAGGGAAUUCUUCACCUUCCUGCUAUUGUGCCUGUGUUGGUAGAGGAAGGUAGGGGUUAAAUGAACUCCUGUUUGCUAAAAGCAUCCAAGAACAGUAGGAAAUAAUAAAAAAAAAACAACAUUACAUGCAGAUUACAUAACUGCAUGUCAGAUGUCAUGUAGAACAUAUGGGAAAGUGACUAACAGAGCCACAUCUGAACUUGCUGGAAGUUAAAGAAAACAAAACGGAUUAUGCUUUUCACAGUGACAUGACUGCAAAGAUUUUUGCAAAUUCAACAUUAUAUUAUUCAGUAAACACUUUGGACAUUUUCUUUUAAUUUCUGCAGUCAAACAUUUUUUCACCUAACAUGAUAUUGUAGCCUAAGAUGAACCGAACAAAAACAACCCAUAGUCAGCAGUAAGAAAGUUCAGAAAUUUGGAUCUGGUAUUUUCCUUGACAUUUCUUUUCCUGCAAAUAUGCAAACCAGAACUUUCUUGGCUGUUUGUAUAUACCUGCUAAGGACUGAUCUUCCUCAAAGGAGAACCUGGGCUUGUGCAGGUGCCAUAACCAACAUGGGCAUGGUUUAAACAUAGACAUGGUUUCAACAUGGACUAAUCACACAACACUGCUGUAAUUUCCAGAACAUAUUAUUUAUGAAAAUCUAUUUAUUUAUAGAAGCAGUAUUUCUAUAAGCAUGUUGACAUACUGUGACCCUAGUGAGAAUUUAUGUGUUUUUGAGUAAUGUGUUUGCGUAUUGUGAUUAUUAAUGCUUAGUUCAUCUGACAUAUCAGGAAGGAAGGAAGAGUUAGUUGCGUGAUCUCUUCAUGUGAAGUUAGCAUCUGCCAAUCAGGAAAUUUAAGGAAGCUCAAAAGCAGUAAGAGAAAUGAUAAGGGAAGCUUUCUAACUUGCAGCAUUUGUUACUUAAUAUUGUCAUGCAGUAAAACAAAGCUAACUGACAGAGCAAAACUUUUACAGAAUCCUGCAUUUGACUACAACUACACGUUAAAUCGUCCUUGUUGCUGGGAACCAAAAUUGAACAGAUAAAUGAGGAGAGUUUUUCAAAGAGGAGAGAAGGAAAUAUGUUUGAUACUCUUGGACUCAUUUGUAUGAUUUUGUGGUACAUGAUGCUAUUUCAUCCCUUGCAUGCUGACAUCCAGUGUAUGGAGUUAGAUGCAAAGGAAUCACCUAUUACAAAUGUGAAUGUGGACUGGAGAAAAAUGGAACUAUCCUGGGAGAGCAGCAGGAAUUUCACUGGGUACAAAUGUAUCAUCAUGGACAGAGACAUGGAAUAUAUAGAGACAGAGGUGGAUAGUCCACUAUGCAGCUUUCCAGCAGAACUAAACAUGCCUCUGCACAAAGGGGUAACCUUUACCAUUGAAGUGCCAAACAAAAACAUCUCAAAACAAUGCAACUUUCUCCCUGGAGGCAUGAAUGGGUCAGCCAUUGAAAACUUCUCCUGUAUGAUUUAUAACAUCUUCUUCAUGAACUGCACUUGGCAGGCAGGAAGGGAUGCUCCAGCAGACACACAGUAUUUUCUCUACUGGCAGAAGUCAAGAGAUGAAGAGGAGAGGGAAUGUGAGCUUUACAUUAAAGAUGAAAAUUACAGAAAUAUGGGAUGUAUCUUCCAAAAUGUGAGCAUAGGGAUUGAAAAAGCUUACUUCCUGGUGAAUGGGUCUAGCAAAGAUUCUCUGAUCCAGUUUUAUGAUGAGUACAUUGACCUGUAUAAAAUUGAAAUACUCACUGCUCCAUUAAAUGUCACUGUCCAUUGUACCAGAAAUCCAAUGGGUUGCAUAAUUACAUGGCAUCCACCCCCUACAAGUCAUGUGGAAAACAGAAAGUGUUUUCAGUAUGAAAUUAGCAUACAAAAUAAGGAUGAGCCCAAAGAAGAGAAAAAGCUUCCUCGUGUAAGGAAUGACAGCUAUGAAUUCCAAAAUUACAAUGAGAAAAAAAGAUACACUCUGAAAAUCAGAGCACGUGGAAAAAACUGUCUUGUAAGCUCAAACUGGGGGGAAUGGAGCGAACCCAUUGAGUUUGGUCAAGGGAAAGAUUACUUUGUUUUUGUGAUGUUAUUUCUGAUUGCACUUGGAACAAUCUCAGUUACACUUCUCCUGUAUUGUCUUUUCAAAAGGUACUGCAGUUUCAAGAAUAUAUUUCCUCCCAUACCACAACCAAGAGACAAAUUCAAUGCAUUAACUGAUGAAGAUAUCCAGACAGAAUAUGUAAAUCUACCAACAAAAUGUCAUACUGAAGAAAUAACUACAGCUGAAGAAUGAUCCAACUUUCCAAAAACAGACCUGAUUCCUCUACACAAAAGAAAAUUAUGGAUCCUGCUGACAAGUACCUCAAACCAGCCUAUAAAAGAAUAUAAUCACCUAUAAAAAUGUUUGUCCCCUUAAAAUCCACUUAAAUGGAACUGAUGAAAAAAAGGGGAGAAAAAUCAGUGAAAUUUGUUUUUUCCUUUGUUCAAACCCACAAUUCCUGGCAACUAAGCUUUUCUGCAGGGACCUAAUUUUUAAGAAGUGCUUAAACCUUGCUAACAGGUUAUUCACAAAGUGAGACAAGCCCUCUUAAACCAGAAUAAAGCUGUUACUUCUUGUGGUCAUUGCUAUGCAGCUUCUUUCCUCUCAUUAUGACUUCCUAUAGCAUGGAAGACUUGCUGUAUAAUGCCACAGUAACUUUACUGUAAUUUUCUAAAGCACAAACCAGCUAUUUAGAAUGUGUUUAAAUUUGCUCUUUGAUCUUCCAGCCAGUAACACCAAACUACUCCAAUACAUGCAAUUAACUUUAUGCAAGAACAGAAAAUAAAAUUAUACUUGCCAAUUAAAACUAUUAAUACUGACCUGUAGGCUAUUUCAUGAGCUCAGUACUGCAACUGUAAAUAAACCUCUGCAACACUGUGAUCCUGUGCAGUUUUUAAUUAACACAAAUAGCACUAAAAACGUUCAAAAAAUCAGUCGUGAGAAAUUAAAUAAAAUCUAGUAUUUGCUAGCUACAUCUUAUAUGCAAAAAUUCCUCACAAAUGUGUUUUAGUUUCUUCCUUCAAAGGGUGGAAAUGAUAUUUCCAAUGCCUUUUAAAAAUAACACAGGCUUUAGAUGCCAGUAUUUUCUUUUACAGAUGUUGGAUGUUUUCCUGUUCAUAUUUCUCAGAAUGAAUAAAUGUCAGUGUUUCAAUAAGACAGAGAACAAACAGUGUUUUUUUUAAAAGUCGCAUUUAUUGUUUGCCUCUUAUAUCCCUAAACUGCAUCACACACUGGAAAUUGCUGCUGCAUGACUAAGGGAAGCCAAAUAUUAAAAAAAAAAACAAACAACCUGAACACCAUAAAUUAGUUCAUAUUGAAUGUACAGGAUAGGGAAAUUGCAGUUCCACUUAAAACUCUUUGUCCUGGUUUAGGGCAAAUUUGAGAGGAUUUGUUUAUUUACCUAUUUCUUUUGGUUAAACCUUGUUCUGAAGGGGAGAUUGGGUGUAGAAGUCCUGUCCCUUUCAGGGGCUGCUGAA